UCUCUCUCUCUCUCUCCAUUUCAAGUCUUCACUUCAGUGGUCGCUCUCACGCGUAAACGCAAACCCAUAGGUCCUCUUCUUCAAGAUUUUCAAGAACUAACAUGUCUCUUCCUUACACUUCUCUUUCAUUUCUCUGAAUUUCUUUAUUUUGGUUCUCAUGAAAACUCAUAACCCCACUUGGAAGAAUUUCGAUUUAACUUCCCUUUCAAGCUCCAAAGCCUAGAAAAAUCCUAUCUUUCUCUUUCUCCUUCCUCUGCUUCCUUUCCAAGUUUAUGGCUUGAAAGUUGAAAGUCUCUGUGGUUUUGUUUUGCAGAGUUGGUGGUUGUGGUGGUGGUGACGGUGAUGGUGAUGGUGAUGGUGAUGGUGAUGGUGAUGGUGGUGGCUAUGAUCUCUUCUCUUUCUUGAAAGCCCAUGUCUGGGUCUGCAAAAUAUCCAACCUUUUUGUCGUCUAUGCAGUUAUAUGUUUUGCCUUUUCGCCACUUCUCAGCUUUUGAGGCUAAUUAGCUUGUCAGGUCUCUGUUUCUUUAACUUGAACAUCUCUUUAUCAAACCAAAAUCUGCAGCACAGAGAUCAUCAGAAAAGAAUUCAAGAGAGAAAAAACCAAUAUCAGCAGAGCCAGAACAACUGCAGUUCAGCAAUCAUACAAGACCCAGCUCUCUUUUUACCCAUUUGGAGCAAAGAAAACAUGCAAGAUCCAUCAACUGCAUUCCAGCAGAUGAAGCCUCACUUCACAGAGCAAGAACAGCUAAAGUGCCCACGCUGUGACUCUACCAACACCAAGUUCUGCUACUACAAUAACUAUAAUCUCUCUCAGCCUCGCCAUUUUUGCAAGAAUUGUAGAAGAUACUGGACCAAAGGCGGCGCUUUAAGAAACAUUCCAGUCGGUGGUGGCAGCCGCAAGAACGCUAAGCGUUCAUCGAACCCGAAACGUGCGAACCCGGAUCCCAACACCAACAGCGAUCCAGCUCGGCUCAAUCGCCGGGUGCCAGAACCAUCAUCAUCAUUAACUCCACAAACGACUGCGGCAACAUCAACUUCGCAAUUCGUGGCUAAUGGGAUUUCCGAUUUGGGUGAUCCGACCCGUUUGUAUGGCUUGGAAGCAGAUCAGGACCGAAAGAUAUUGGACAUGAGUGGUAGCUUUAGCUCGCUAUUGGCCUCAAAUGGGCAGUUUGGAAAUAUUUUCGAGGGUUUGAAUCCUAAUGGGUCGGGUCUUAAAAUGGUGCACAUGGGUAAGUUUGGUGAGGACUUAAAUUCAGGUUUGAAUGCUGGUUCAGGUCAGAACUCAGGUUUAGAUGUACAAGGCAGUAAUAAUAAUGACGGCGGCGGCGAUGGUGGUGGAGGUGGUGGUGGUGGUGGUGAGAGUUAUUUGCAGAGUGGUGAUUGGGGAAAUAGUAAUGGAUGGCCUGAUCUUGCUAUUUACACUCCAGGCUCUAGUUUCCAUUAGGGAGAACACAAAGGAGAAUUAAUUAUUUUGAUUAAUCUUUCUUUUAUUUUCUAGUAAUAUGGCUCUUCUUUCUUUCUUUUGGCGUCUUCUUGUGUGGGUUUUAGCUUGAAUGUGGAUUACAUAUGAAGAAAAAGAAAAAGACAAGUGUUAGAAAUGUUUUCUUGGUGUGGAGGCAUUAUAUUAUAUUAUAUUAUAGUUUUGUUUAUAUCAUAACCAUUAUUAUCUUAUCUUAAUUAGUGAUAAUGCAGGGAUGUGUUAUUCA
Hevea brasiliensis (rubber tree) is the source of this 1706-nucleotide messenger RNA. Its product is annotated as dof zinc finger protein DOF3.1. The record is from RefSeq and is a predicted model, not a curated record. Gene Ontology annotation, molecular function: DNA-binding transcription factor activity; DNA binding. NCBI's taxonomy places the organism in Eukaryota, Viridiplantae, Streptophyta, Magnoliopsida, Malpighiales, Euphorbiaceae. Bases 461 to 1444 code for a protein of 327 amino acids. The transcript has 2 exons. Gene Ontology annotation, biological process: regulation of DNA-templated transcription.